GUUGGAGCAACAAAGGUUUGAAGCAGUGCGACGUGGGCGGGGCGUGAUCGCAUCGGGCCCGGAGCUUCUAAAAAGACCCGUCCUCCGCUUUUCACUUGCAAACACACCCACUCCGAACCAAAACCUUUCCUGUGACCCUUCUAUCUGCUUAAAAUGUCGACCUUCGCUGAGGCCCCCGCUGGCGACCUUGCUCGCGGCGAGAAGAUUUUCAAGACCAAGUGCGCGCAAUGCCACGUUGCUGAGAAGGGCGGCGGCCACAAGCAGGGCCCCAACCUGGGCGGUCUGUUCGGCCGUGUCUCGGGCACUGCUGCCGGCUUCGCAUACUCGAAGGCGAACAAGGAGGCUGCCGUGACCUGGGGCGAGAGCACUCUCUACGAGUACCUGCUGAACCCCAAGAAGUACAUGCCUGGCAACAAGAUGGUGUUCGCUGGCCUGAAGAAGCCCGAGGAGCGCGCCGAUCUGAUUGCCUACCUGAAGCAGGCGACUGCUUAAACUGCGCGCGGCUUAGCAAGCGGCUUCAUUCAUUAGGCAGAAGCGGGUCUCAAGAGCGGGAUAGGGUUGCAUCUGGGCGCGGCGUGUGUUCGCUUCAGAACGUCCCACCAGAUGCAACAGGCGGAUGUGUUACGAGUGUCGAGUGUGUACUGAUGAUGGUGUGCAUGUGUAACGGCGACAUACGGAUGGAAUAGACAUAUCGUCUUGAAGACUGUCUCAUAGGCAGAGACAUCUGCUCACAGGCAACUUAUUAUGUCUGCCAUGGGCGGUCGUAAAGAAUUCAUCCCUUGCCCACAUUCAGGGGGCGGGGAACGUGUAACGUUUGUACUUGGAUGUAAUGCACCUACUCCCGUGGGCUUGAUAGCUUCCGUGGGCUACGUACGGUAGUCACUUGCAGCGUCAUCUACCGGUUCCUGCCCUGGUGUCAGCAUCCACAACGGUCAGACCGCGCCGGAAUCCUAGAUCUCGUGCACAGAGCGGCCCGCAGACAUAAUAGUCCCAAGCCCCAAUCUUAAUCACAGCAUCUGUAUGUACACUGGACAACGCCUUCCUACGAUCUAGUAUGUAUGCUGCACAGCCAACGGUUUUGCCGGCCUCACUUCUUGGUGCCCUUGCGCGCCGACGCCGGCCGCUUCUUGGCCGAGUCCGGCCGGGCAGCCGCUGCUGACGCGUCCCCUAGGUGCACGUUCUGCUCGCUGCCGACGAAGAUGAGCUCGCCGUCCUCAGCAAACGCAGCGUUGAUGGCGGCCUGCAGCGUGCGUAGCAUUAGAACAGGCGGUUGG
Messenger RNA from Chlamydomonas reinhardtii, 1274 nucleotides. RefSeq lists its product as uncharacterized. The record is from RefSeq and is a predicted model, not a curated record. NCBI's taxonomy places the organism in Eukaryota, Viridiplantae, Chlorophyta, Chlorophyceae, Chlamydomonadales, Chlamydomonadaceae. The transcript is spliced from 4 exons. Gene Ontology annotation, biological process: mitochondrial electron transport, cytochrome c to oxygen; mitochondrial electron transport, ubiquinol to cytochrome c. Gene Ontology annotation, molecular function: electron transfer activity; heme binding. Gene Ontology annotation, cellular component: mitochondrial intermembrane space. Bases 154 to 492 code for a protein of 112 amino acids.